AUGGAAUUCCCGGUUAUCAUAUUACAAAAUGGAGUGUUGUUUCCGGAGGGAACGAUGAAGAUACCGGUCCGGAACAAAUCGAGUAUUGCAUUGCUUGAUAGAUACGUCGUAAAUAACUCUGUGUCCAGAGGGCGUACUCUGAUUUUAAUCGGCUACCGUAACCCCGACGACGUGAAUAUCCACUCAAUUGGAACAUUGGCAUUGGUGGAGCAAGUUACAGGAUGGCAGUACAAUUCGCAAACGCAAUAUUCACUACAUGUGCUAGGAAUUGCUAGGGCGCGAUUAGAGAAUUGCACUCCACCCACCAGCCAAGCCCAUCCUUUAUCGGAUAUUCACGGCAACCUUGAUGAUAAGCUGGAAUCGGAUUUUUACGAAAACCUAAGAAAAUUUCAUCGCUUUCUUCUGUCCGAGAACACCGAGGCCGCCUAUCGACUUCAAAAGCUUCUUAGAGACCGGCGCAUGGACGCCAUUACUGACAUGAUUGCUCCCCACAUCAAGGGAAUGAAACAGGAAAUAAUGCUGAAGUUGCUCUCAACUCUCGAGGUACCCGAAAGGGUUACGAUCCUCAAUGAAGAGCUGAAUAAGAUGUUCCAGGACAUUCCAAUCGGCUUAAAAACGAAUGACCUGGUCCCGAUUCGUGGAAUCAAGCGGAUCGUCCCCAAUAUCAAGCCCGAUAGCCGCCUGCAGAAAAACAGCGAUGAUCUGGAGCAGAAGCUAGAGUCAGCGCAGCUCCCUGAACUAGUCAAAGACCGUGUUUUUCAAGAUUUAGAUAAACUAAAGAAAAUGGGAAACUUUGGAGGGAACGAAGCUUCAAUGCUGCGGGGUUAUUUAGAAUUUGUCGCUUCGCUACCCUGGAAUGUGACGACUUCGGAUGACAUGGAUCUAUCUAAGGCUCGCGCUUACCUGAAUUCGUCCCAUGAUGGCAUGAAAACACUAAAAAUACGUGUAUUGGAAUAUCUCGCUGUCAGAAAACUUAGCUCAGACCUUAGCGGACCGGUUCUCUGCUUUUCGGGCCCACCGGGCAUUGGGAAAACCAGCGUUGCAAAGGCUAUUGCUGGAGCGCUUGGCAGAAAAUUUGAAAGAAUAUCAUUGGGGGGCACUCGCGAUGAAGCAGAUAUUAGAGGGCAUAGACGGACCUAUGUCGGUGCAAUGCAUGGAAGGAUACUCCAGGCCGUUCGUCACGCAGGCACAAAGAAUCCGGUAAUAUUAUUAGAUGAAGUGGACAAACUGUACUCCGGGGCACAAGGCAGCCCAGCCGCUGCUCUGCUUGAAGUCCUUGAUCCCGAACAGAAUUCUGCCUUCACGGACCACUUUUUAAACCUGCCGUUUGACCUUUCAAAUGUCAUCUUCAUUGCGACGGCAAAUGAUACCUCAAAGAUUGAUCGACCAUUGCUGGAUCGAAUGGAAUUGGUCGAAAUGACUGGUUAUUCAAAUGCUGAAAAAGUUCGGAUCGCCGAAAAUCACGUGAUCCCCAGGCAACUCCCCAAGCAUGGUCUAUCUUCAGAUUGUCUGCAGUUUCCAACUGCAGCCCUAGAAUACUUGGCGGAUGCAUACACUCAAGAGGCUGGGGUUCGUCAGCUGGAACGAUGCGUAGCAGCAAUUUGCCGCCACGCAGCACUACGUGUCGCUGAAGCCAUGAAUUCUGACUGUACUUCGGAUGUAAUUGAAGACUUGGAACUUCCUGUGAUUGCCGAUGCCGCCCUAAUUGAGAAAGUCCUCGGGCGGCCCAAAUAUUCCAGAUAUGAUUUGGUUUCAAAGAUGAAGGCAUUCCGCCCGGGAGUCUGUUUCGGGAUGUCAUGGACCCCAUCUGGUGGCGAGUUAAUGCUUAUUGAGACAAGUGCUAUUCGAGGAAAAGGCGAAGUGGUGAUGACCGGAAAACUUGGGAAUGUUUUGAAAGAGAGUGUUCGUGUCGCAAAAACAUGGCUCCGCGCGAAUGCCGAGAGCGAUAUCGAUAUCCAUGUGCAUCUACCGGCCGGAGCUAUUUCAAAGGACGGUCCAUCUGCCGGCUGUGCCAUCAUUCUGGCUCUUUAUUCUCUUCUCGCGCAAACAAAUGUGGGCGGGAUUAAAGAAAAAGUCAUCGGAAUACAUCGGGCUGGAUUGCGCAGAGUGACCCUACCGGAUUCAAAUCGUGUCGAUUACGAGGAGAUCGAUGACUCGAUUCGAAAUGAAAUGGAAGUGGAUUUUGUCGAGACAAUCGACGAAUUACUGGAAGCGAUGAUUGCGAAGAGCUACAUUAGGUGGCUCGCUGGCUCUGCGUUCCGCUACGGUGGACAGGUAGUGACGCUGGAGGACUAUAACGGAAAGCUGGGCGGCGCCAACAACUUUGGCGGCGCCCCUGACGGUGGUGAUGUUCCUCCCCACGUCCCUCCUUCCACAUAUUACAGUCAGCUGCAUCGUCUACCUCCGCAGUUGACCCAACAACGAACGACCAGUGCAGCGGUGGAGACUCCGAAAAGAUUUUCCGGUGCUUUAUACUGCACAGUCGGAGUUCGGGUGUACUAUCUGAAGUUCGAGCGCUUCCGCGCAAUCUGCAAAUUUAUCAUCGGAUGCAGUUCGUCCUCUUCUGGCUGCUCAUCCACUAAUUGCUGUGACUUGCUGGAUCUUGCUGCAGCCGCCCAGCAGCAAGCCGCCUUCUUCGCCCAACAACGCCAGUUUCAAGCAGCUGCCGCCGGUGUGGUGCCAGUGUCUGCGGUCCUAUCAGCGGCAGAAUUAGUCCAACUGGCGCAGGCAGGUUGCGGAGCCGGACACGCACUGCUGCCCCAUUCGUCCCACCCUCACCGUUCCACCACGGGGCUCACAGGUGAUAUGGCAGCGGUGUCUAUGCCGCACCAUCCAGGAGUAUCUGGAGGUCCCCCAAUGCCUAUGAAAUCCCAAAAAAACGCUACAGCCGUCCAAAUGAUUCAACAAAACCCCCAGGCUUCCGCUUCACAAUUCUCGAAUGCCAUUCUCACUGCAGCCCAGCCUUUUUAUAAUCAGCCAGUGGCCGUGGCUCAACCGGUCGAAGCGGAUCGCCCAAUUGGCUAUGGAGCUUUUGGCGUUGUUUGGGCCGUGACCGAUCCGCGUACCAACCGUCGCUUAGCUCUCAAGAAGAUGCCCAAUGUCUUCCAAAAUCUUGCCUCGUGCAAGCGGGUUUUCCGCGAGAUUAAAAUGCUUUCCACCUUCAAGCAUGACAACGUUCUGUCCAUGUGUGAUAUUCUACAGCCAGCCCAGCGCGAGUUCUUUCAAGAGCUAUACGUCCUCACCGAGUUGAUGCAAAGCGAUCUACAUAAGAUUAUUGUUUCUCCUCAACCGCUGACCACCGAUCAUGUCAAAGUUUUCGUCUACCAGAUCCUGAGAGGGCUCAAAUAUCUCCAUUCGGCAAACAUCUUGCAUCGCGAUAUCAAGCCUGGGAACCUCCUAGUCAACUCGAACUGCAUCCUGAAGAUCUGUGAUUUUGGCCUUGCCCGCAUUUGGGAUUCCCGGGAGCGACAGAAUAUGACGCACGAGGUGGUAACUCAAUACUAUCGAGCUCCGGAGCUGUUAAUGGGGGCUCGCCGCUACACUGGGGCUAUUGACGUAUGGUCCGUUGGAUGCAUUUUCGCCGAAUUGCUCCAGAGGAGAAUUCUAUUCCAAGCUCACGGGCCUAUCGAACAGUUGACGCUUAUCAUUGAUUUGUUGGGGACACCUUCACUGGAUGAGAUGCGGUAUGCAUGCGAUUCGGCGCGAAACCACGUGAUGCGUCUCCCCCAACGGAGUUCUCAACAUAUUCCGCGGUUCUACAGCCUCAACGCUGGGAUGACCGACGAUGCCGUCGAGCUGUUGCACCACAUGCUCGUAUUCGACCCAGAUCAGCGAAUGACCGUUGAUGAGGCGCUGAACCAUCGAUAUCUUGAAGAGGGACGAUUACGUUUCCAUUCCUGCAUGUGCACCUGCUGUUAUACCGACCCGCAAGGUCGUCGGAUCCAGACGCCCGUUCCGGAUCCGUUUGUCACCAGUCGGCCACCACUUGGUGACAUCCCGUUGUGCAUCAACCCACACUCAGCCGCAUACAGGAAUUUCACCAAUUCGCAAGUGGCGCAAGCAUCCGAGCUUCCCCCCGAGCCGGCAAACUGGGAG
This is a messenger RNA of Mesorhabditis spiculigera, 4095 nucleotides long. The record is from the annotation of a GenBank genome assembly. NCBI's taxonomy places the organism in Eukaryota, Metazoa, Nematoda, Chromadorea, Rhabditida, Rhabditidae.